Symbiodinium sp. CCMP2592 is the source of this 7665-nucleotide messenger RNA. NCBI's taxonomy places the organism in Eukaryota, Dinophyceae, Suessiales, Symbiodiniaceae. The record is from the annotation of a GenBank genome assembly.
AUGGCUUCCGCAUACUCAGAGUCCGAGCCGGUUCUGGUGUCGCGUCUCUCGAAGGCGGGGUUUGAUCAGACUGAGCGCGAUCUCAUCCUGAAGCACGUUAAGAGUUUGAAGCAGUUGGCCUUCGUGAGCUCUUUUGCUCCGGGGGCGGCGGACGAAGGUCCGUUGAUCGAGGCCCUUAAGGCGAUGCUUGGAAAGGACCCAGAGAUGAGUCAGAAGGCAGCUUUCAGAGCAGUAUUUCAUGAAGCUUAUGCCAUUGUCACUUCGGAGAUGCGACAGCAGGUCGAAAGGGUCGAGGAACCGACAGUUCGUCAUUUGAGUCAGCCCGAGAGGGCUGAGAGAAUUGAGCGCCAGCGUUCACAGUUGACUGGCAUCACGAUAAAAGGUUCCUCGGAACCAUCAGAGGCCUUGGUCGACCUGUGCGUCGGUCAGUACGAGGCCAAUGUGAUUCAGUAUGUGCCUUGGUCUAAGUGCACGUCGCGGGAACAAGAGCUCCUAGGCGACGGUAAGAAAGACCUGAAGCUUUCGAUUGACGGCGAGAGUGGUAAGCUUAAGGUGGAAAACAAGGCCAAAGAUCAGGUGGCCGAUACAUCCACUGAAGUGAUGCUUCUGCAGGCCCUGCAGCGGCGUGCUCUUGCAUUCGAUCAAGCUAACAUUGUCUCUUUCACAAAGCUUGACAUGUGGCAUCAGAAGUUGAUGAAGGCGAGGCUGACUCCACCUCCGCCGGGUUACCAGCAAGUCACCUUCACUCAGUUGCAGAAUGCAGACUCGAGGCUCUUUCUGGAGCUUCAGGACCAUACGCGCACAGGCAUCCAGUCGGAUGCCAAAGGUCGUCCGAUCGAUGGCAUCAUAGAUUCAGUCAGCUGCAUGCACGAGGUGGUGUCGUUGAUGCAGCCGCUACAGGGCGGCCCUUCGUCUUCGUACGGUCCCAGUGAGCCUGCUCGACUGCGGGAGUCACCGUAUAAAGGCAAAGGCAAGGGCAAAGAUGGCAAAGGAAAGAAGCGCUUCGUUGCCAUGCCGAGCGAGCUUCGUGGGUGCAAUUCGCACACCGCGAAAGGACACCCGAUCGGCUAUGCCUUUAACCUGGGGUCAUGCCCGAACAAGGUGACUGGCAAUAAGUGUGAGAAGGGAUUGCACAUCUGUGCAGUCCCCAAGUGCGGCAUGAACCACGCCGCUAUCAAGUGUCCCAAGAAGCCGAAAGAUGGCGAGCAGGAAGUGCUUAAGGCCCAUCCCGAAGGGGAUGAGCCUCUUUUGAGUGCGCCCGAAGGGGCCCAAGCAAUGCCAUUUGAAGAGCAGGGAUCGAACCCACUCGAUCCAAAGGUUCAUGCGGACUCUUAUGCCGAGGAGCUUCUGUCUUUGGACAGGGAUCCCACGGCCCAGGAGUUGAUUCGUUUGUUUGACAUGCUUCCUCAGGAGCCGCUUUGGAACAAGACUCGUGACGAUGGAGCCGCGGCCUUCUCGACUGGUGCCUACGUGAAGGGGCCUCUGCUCGGUCUCAGGAGUAACUGCAGCAAACAUCCGGCGGCUUCAAAGAUUUUCGCUCAGGCGGUGCAACGCGCUGCCCCGGGAAUGAAAUUUUCUACUCUGAGUGUGUUUUCAGACCUUAAGACGGAGCCUCAUGUCGACCGCUUCAACUCUCCUUUCCCUAACAUUCUUGUGCCACUCAGCAAUUUUCGGAAAGGAGAGGUCUGGGUCGAGUCAGCUCAGGGCGUUUUUCCUUGUGAGGUCGAUGGUGUUACGAAGCGCGGCAUCUUGAUCGAUGUUGCCUCCGGACCGAAGGCCUUCUAUGCUUGCAGCCAUGUGCACGCUACACGGCCGUGGAGCGGCCGACGCGUAGUCAUAGUUGGAUUUUGUAUUGCUAGGGUUCAGGAGCUUGACGUGGACUGUAGGGCGCGCUUAGCUGAGCUUGAUUUCCCUGCGCCCCAGACGCCGCCCAACUUCAGUCCGGAUUUGAUCGAGGUCAGGGGUACCUUCCAUGACCUCAGGAGUUCUCAAGUGGAUGAAGCCUGUGAUGCCCUCCCGGCUCAACUGCAAGCCGCCUCUCUGCUGUGCCUUGACCUCUUUUGCAAUGCAGGCGAGUUUGGGGCCUCCCUGAAGGCAGCCGGAUUCGAUGUGCUCGCGAUCGAGCAACCGCACCUGAAGCAGAGAGCUUUGCUCAGCGUUGUGUCGUUGGAUCUUAGGAGGGCUGCCUCUUGGGAUUUCUUAGUUAAGGUUGUGCUCGCUAGGAGGGUCGUCUUUGUGCUUGCCGCCCCCACUGUGGCCGCCUCCUCAGGCGACCUUCCCGAAGGUUUUGCCCAGGUGGCUUCCGAACUCAGCUCUUUCUUGGCGUUGCUCGCCACUCUUGAUAUCGGAUGGGGAGUCUUGAAUCCGCUAAGCAGCCGGCUGUGGGCGACUUUGGCGCUGCCUGCCUCGCAUGUCGUGAAGUUCGACCUGCUUGCCCAUGGUGGCGAGCAACACCAGCAGUAUGAUGCCAAAAAUUCCUUGACGGCCGCUUUUCAAUCGGAUGAGUUCGUCAGGACAGCAGUCACUCUGUCCCAUCCUUUCGACUUGUCUUCGGCAGUGCCGGAUGAGAUGCUCGAGAUUCUUGCGUUCACUCUCACCAAAGGGCCGUUGGCUGUCAUGAGGCAUCGCUUGGACACCUUGACGAAAUGGAAAAAGUGGUCUCAGGAACUUCGUGGAGCAGAGGCCUCCUUGCACGCGAGGCUUCACCCAGAUGUCGAGAAGAUAGUUGCACGCAAGAACUUGACCCUCCUGCGACGUGUGGCUGAAGACUUGCAGUGGCCUGAUGCCACGAUAAUCGACGACAUCGAGAACGGCUUUGAGCUUGUGGGUGAGGCCAAGGUUACAGGCAUCUUCGAGGUGGAUCCGAAACCCUCUUCGAUGUCCGUGGACGAGUUGCUUGAUCAUGCGAAGUUCUUGAAGCCAGCCCUGUGGGGCAAGGUGUCGGGAGAUGCGAGCCACCCGGAUGAUCAGGAGCUCUGGGAUCUCACUUGUGCUGAAGCCGAUGAGAAAGGCUGGUUGCAUGGGCCCUACACGUGGGAACAACUGCAGAACAUGUUUGACUCCAAGUGGAUACCUGUGCGCAGAUUCUCCAUCAGGCAAAAGAACAAAUUGCGACCCAUCGACGACCUGUCCGAGAAUGCCGUCAAUCAAGCUUCUCGGCCCGAGCAGUUUGCUGCGAGUUGGGGUGGGCGGCGCGCAUUUCUCAUGGAGCGUGACACGACAGAUGCAGCAGCAACACAUGACGUAGAGAUGGCCGCUCCGGUCCCAAAUCCGGAGGUCGAGUAUGAGGAGGCGAAUCAGGCCGACCUUGCGGCAAACCUUUUUCCUUUUACAGAAAGCGAGCUUUUAAGCGUGCUGUGGAUCAACGCUGCAAGCACUGGUGCCUCAUCGCAGUUUUCGCUCUCCUGCAUGUCUUGGAAUUGUGGUGGUCUCAGCUCCCUCAAAGAUGAGUUGUUCACGUGGCUCGACGAGCACCCUUACGACAUUGUCUUUCUUCAAGAGACCUGGCACAGGCAACAGAUGGACUUUGACACACGUGGCUAUCACUGCAUCGGAUCUGGCAUAGGCGCGGAUGUCAAGAGAGCCCAUGCAGGUGUCAUGACUUUGCUGCGUAAGUCUGUGUUCCCACAAGAUUACAUUAGAUUUCAUGAUCCUGUUGCGGGACGCCUCCUCCAUGUUAGGGCUUGGUGUGCAGGGGGCUGGGUAGACACUGUCAAUGUGUAUCAGUAUGCACUUGGACAAAGCGGUGACCAAGCUGAGAUCUUGCGGAAACGCACUACAUUGUGGACAUCCCUUCGACAGACAUAUGGACACAUCCCACAAGGCAGCACUCUUGUAUCUGCAGGUGACUACAAUUGCAAUCUGACCACCUUGAAGUCUCACACAGGACCGGGCAUGCUUACACCGACGACGCCUUCACCGGAUAUGGAGGAUCUCGUGGCGAUUGUGCAGGACUUCUCAUUGCUUGCUGUCAACACAUUCGGCAGGAAGAACAGCUACACUUACGUUCAUGAGGGAUGCAAGCCAGUGCGACGCUCAUUCAUUGACUAUGUGUUUGUUAGACAGAACAAGCACAGUGAUUGCAAGUCUGGACUUCUGCGUGAUUGGCAGGUUGCGCGCUGGCGCAAAGGGGGACGGCAUCUCCCGGUGUGGUCACGAUUUUCUGUACGGCGGUUCAGGACUCAGAAACCACAGCAGAAGCUUGAAUGGCCUCGAUGGCGCUGCCGUCUCCUUUCACAGGCUGUCAAGGAGCAGCCACAGUUGGCCGAGCGCUACACGGAGCAGGUCGCCAUUGCGUUGCAAGAUGUUGAUAAGUAUGAGCCCAAGAAGCUGAACGCCCUGCUGCUGGAGGUCGGGAGGAAGGUCUUUCAUGUACAACGGCCACAGAGCCUGCCGCCGCCCUGGACCGGGGCGCAACACAUCGGCAGCAUCAAGGACAUGUGGCACCAUUAUCGACUCAUGCGCAGGUCCAUCGAGGAGGCCAAUCGUUCUCGCGUGGGGACCAGGUUGGCACAGCUGCUUCAGGAAGCGGAGGGCAAGCUGCUCACACCGGCCGAGGAAGCCCGUGCCCUACAGGAUUUCUGGAGAUCGGUGAAUGGAGCACCAGGGUCCCUGCUACGAUCGGGGCAGGCCUCCAGCUACAAUAUCAUCCAGCAGGACAUUGAGCGAGCUCUACGUGAUCUUCAGGCGAGCAAGGCUGCCCCGCCCCAUUGUGCACCACAUGCCUUCUGGAAGUUGGCUUCUGCUCCGGUUGCUGCAUUCAUGGAAGAUAAGGUUUUCUCCGGAUGGCGAGAAGAUCAGGCCAAUGACGAUCCCGCAUCAUUGCGGCCCAUCGCGCUGCUAGACCCCAUGGGCAAAGCAGUCAGCGGUGUUUUGAAGAGGCACCUCGAACCGUAUCUGCUGAAGGCAACUGCCAAGCUGCCGCUCUUUGGAUACCUUGCAAACAGAUCCCCGCAACAGGCCCUCACGUUGGUCUAUGAGCACUGUGAUAGAGUUCGAGCUACCGCCCGAGCCCAAACUCGAUCUUGGUACGAACUACGAGCGGGACAGAAACGGUCCUCGUGUGCCGGGGGACUGCAGGUCAGUGUGGAUUUUUCUCAGGCAUUUGACCGUGCUGAUCGCAAACUUUUGGUACGUGCCCUGCAAUUUCUUGAAGUGCCAGAUGACUUGACAGAUGUGAUUCUCAGGUGGACCCAGAAUACGAUUUUUCACAUUGACAAGGCCGAUGCAUCCGAGCAGUAUCAUUCCAGCACUGGCAUCCGUCAGGGAUGCAAGUUGUCACCAACAUUGUGGUGCUGUUUGUUUACCUAUGUACUACAUGUACUGGAUCAACAACUUGGUACGGAGUGGAGCUUAGAGCACCUGCUUGGAUUCGCAGACGACAUACACUUGCGCUGGGAGUUUCAGGAUCGGGACGGUCUACUCAAGGCACGUGCUGAGGCGGGCGGAGGGGGUACAGGUGCCUCACCUCAUGCGCAAAAUCACGCGCAAACGCAAAAGCCUAAAGGCACUCUGCUGGUUCUCGAUGAGAGAUGGACUUGGCCGCUCAAGCGUGACCACAUCUACUUAGGAGCAGUGAUUUCAUAUGGCCAUUACGAGAUGCUCAAUGCCCAACAUCGCAAACAUGCAGGACAAGCGGCCUUUUCACGCCUACGUACCACUCUCAUGUCGCACCGUGCACUAUCGCUCGACAAGAGGCUGCAUCUGUGGCGCACCAUUGUCCUGCCAGCCACUCUGUACUCCUUGUCUUCUUCGGGAUACAACAGGAAAUCCUUUGAUCUCAUUCGGGUUUUGAUGGUCAUGCAGAUUCGGGCCAUUGCGCGCAGUCCGCGACAUCUCACCGAGGAGAGUGAUCUGCAUCUGCUCCAGAGGUUACGGCUACCGCAAAUCCAUGAGAUGCUGCUUCAGGUCCACAGUCGUGUUGUCAAAGCCACCACUGUUUUGCGUCAGACCCUGAGUCCACAAGAUGUACGGCUCACGACGGACAUUGUACAACGGGAAUGUCGGCUGCUGGAGGAUUUCAAGAAACUUGAGGCAGUGGAGGGCAAAGCGGAUGGUACACAGAACAGGCUCACUUGCGAGUAUUGCGGGCAAUCCUUCGACAAUGAUGCUGCCCUGCGACAACACAAAGGUCGUAUGCACAGCAAGGACCGCAUGGAGGCCGCACCCACGGUCUUCGACAGGCAACAACAUGGCACUGACGGCAUGCCGCGAUGCCGCGGUUGCGGGCAUCCUUUCGCCAGGUGGGCGGACCUCCAAAAGCACAUCGAAGAGAAUCAUUGCCAAGGUCAACGACAGGCGGAACCGUCAGCCCCUGAGGAGCGACCCUCUGUUCUGCAACAGGCUCGUGAUGGCACGCUGCCAGUGCAAACGCUCCAUUUGUCCAUGAUGACGGACGAGCUAAGGCAGGAAUUGCUCUCACACUGUGCAUGCUGUAGACAGUGGAUGCCCAAUUCCAGAUACGUCAAGAUACACUGGGGCAGAGUGCACAAAACUGAAUCCCAGAAGUUUCAGGCUCGCACACUUCAGUGGCGCCGUCUCUCUUUCGAGCCUAUCAAGCAUACAUGCUCGUGGUGUCAGGGUACAGCUGCGGAUCGCUCGGAUCAUCGUGACACCUGUCCGGUCCUCUUUCAACUCAGUAUGGUACGGGCCCUCAUUGUGAGCACUGACGAGGUGGAGUCUUCUGAGGACGCGGCAGUGACGCUGGACAUGACCAUUCCAGCGAAGGAUGACAUACCGGCGUGGAACAUGGCGGCGAUUCAGGAGGUGUUCGGGUCUCUGGUCGCGGAGAGCGGGCCGCUGAUGGACUUCGGCGCGAGCCUCAACCUGGGCAAGCGCAACGCGGAGACUCCGCAAGGGCCCCUGACAAGCCGCCCAACCAAAACGGGCCGCCUCAACAACGGCCAAAAGGGAGGGCGCGGCAAAGGAGGGCGUCCUUGGCACCAGCAGGGCAGACGCUUUGUUUCCGAGUCCAGCCAACAGCAGCAACAGGAGGAGGUGAGCAUGGAGGACCUGUUGCGACUCCUGUCUUCGAUCAUCAUGCGACACGAGGACCAGUUGAAGAUUAUGAGACAAUCGACGGGAUGGGUGUUGUUCGCCAAGACAGCAGCUCCGUCCAUUGUACCGGGGAUCAUCAAAGCCUCCAUGAAGUGGAAGGCCGAGGUAGUCAAACCGGACUGCCAGUUCGCUCACGUGAGCUUGCGUGCAAUCCUCUUCUGGAAUCUGGUGGAGCAGAUGCUGGCGGUGCUCCAGGGACUCACCACGGAGAUGAAGGACAAGGCUGUGGCAGAGGGGUGGAUGAACAGUUCGGGAGCAUGGGUGUUUCAGGAGUGGUCUCACGAGAAGCAUUGCUUGCAAGUCGACAGCAACAAGACCCCAGCGACAACGGAGGAUCUCCUCAACACCCUGCGGGAGCGGAAAACUCUCGCGACCUCGGAGGUGAUUUCGGCGUUCUUCUCGAAUCGGCCAUUGACGGAACACAUGCAAGGACACAUGGUAGUGUUCCAGCUGGAUGUGUCAUUCAGAAAGGAGGUGGCGCACCGCUUCUACGUGCUGUUGGAAGCUCUUCAAGGGCAGGCUUCCCUUCAACUCUGCGGGGUACAACUACGCAAGGAGGGCUUUCGCCGGUCGCCGGCGGUACAGAAGCUGGCAGAGAUGCUUCGAUGA